CGCCAUUAGAAAAAGGACUUCCAAAGCGUAUCAUACAAUCCUUGCACCAUCGGCAAUCAGGCGGUAACAAUGUUACUCAUUGUGGCCACCGUUUCUAUUUUUCUCUCUGUAUCUCCAGUUCAUGGCUGUACCAUGGCCAACUGGUGGGCGAGCUUUGACAAAGCUGGUUAUUCAUCAUGCGGUAAUCUGAAUGAUUAUAUUAAUGGACUUAACAGAAACAAGAAUCAUGGAAAUAAUGAUGGAAUUCACCUGAUUGAAGAGGCAAGGUGUUGUCCCCGUCCUCAACCAUACUAUAACCAACCUACUCAAUGCGUUGCUGCUGAUUGGGCCAAUAGUUUCGACAGAGACAACACUUGGAACAACUGUCCUCAAGGAAUGUUCUUGCAAGGACUCUAUAGGAGCGGCGAUUCCAAGCUGUUCAACAUCGAGUACGGUCGGUGCUGCAAACCCGCUAGCCACCCCUACUGGUAUGGUCAUUGCUAUCAACAGAAUGUAGCAGCAAGUUUUGACAAUCAAGGGACAAGCAAGUGUAGAGAUGGGUACUUUCUGACUGGUCUGUACCGUGGAAAUUGUGACAAACUGUACUGUAUUGAGCAUUUCAGAUGCUGUAAGAUGUAUCCAAGUCCUCCACCACUUUCAUCUUUGUCUGAUGUCAAAACACGUGUCAUGGAUGUAACGGUAAGAAAUCUUGCUCUACUUGCUCAUUACCUUGGCUACGGCUGGUGCGCUGGAUGUAGAGCCCAAUACGUCGGUGAAGACUUCAGAAGAAACGGGGACAGCUGGGAGGCCGACAAAAAGGGACCGUGCAACGGCUACAAGGCUGACCACCGAUUGAAAAUGCACUAUGGCGACUUUAAGUUUUCCAUCAAGGACAUUAAAUAUGGCAGCCCAUUGAUUCAAACACUACAGCCAGAGACAUUCGACCAGGGACGAGUGUCUAAUGCAGAUCCAACCCCAUUGAAACACAGAAUUGAGAGAGAGAUACGAAGUGUCMGAACAGUUACCCAUACAACUACUAGCUCAUGGAAGGCAGCUCAUGAGCUUGGGAUCGAGAUUUCCUACGCUCCACCCGGUGCUACAGGAGGAGUUGGUGGGAAAUUCAACUAUAAGUUCAACUACGRGACCUCACAGACCAACACAGACUCUACCGCCAAUCAACAAUACAACAGCAUCAAGAUCCUAUCAGAGAAGACUCUUGACCCAAACACCGCAGCUAACUACAAGAUAAUGCUGUCUAAGAGUCGAACAACGGUUCCUUAUACUGCUACUAUCAUCGCUCACUUCUCUGCUGAACUUGACGGAUUUCUGAGAUGGGGCGGAGGAUAUAACGGAGAUUCAACGAACUACCAUUAUCAGCACCGAGGAAGCGGCUCCAGGCCCACCUUUAAGUACCGCUUUGGGUCAUCGAGUAAACCAUUCUACCAGGCUCUCAAAGAAGAAAGUGAUCGAAAUGUCCGCCCUUGGGAAUGGUCUAAUGUAAAAUCUAAAUACUCCUCCGCGCAAGGGAUCAUCAAUUCUUUAUCGAAUGAGGGUGUGUACGAGUUCACUUUAACUGGCCAGUUUGAAGAUGUCAUUGGUCAGUAUGCUGAUGUGCAGUGGAAGACGGAACCCCUCACGGGAAAGCGCUCACUAUUCGAAAGGCUUGUUACUUCUAAUGACGUGCUCGAAUCGACCACCAAUGAGAAUCCACCUAGACUGCACCCCAGUCCUCCAAAGGUGACUAUUGAGACAGGAAAGAUGAAUGAAAAGGAACCCCAAGAAAAGAAUACCUUCUAGAUAGUUCCUAACUCGGUUUACCUACUUUAAUUUGUCAAUGAAUAUAUUCUAAGGCAAUGCGUAUAAUGACUCAAUAAAAAUAUAAUCUAUGUAAUCAUA
Messenger RNA from Actinia tenebrosa (Australian red waratah sea anemone), 1875 nucleotides. RefSeq lists its product as uncharacterized. The record is from RefSeq and is a predicted model, not a curated record. Gene Ontology annotation, cellular component: extracellular region. NCBI's taxonomy places the organism in Eukaryota, Metazoa, Cnidaria, Anthozoa, Actiniaria, Actiniidae.